Guillardia theta CCMP2712 is the source of this 1020-nucleotide messenger RNA. RefSeq lists its product as hypothetical. The annotation marks the transcript as partial. Gene Ontology annotation, cellular component: nucleus. The transcript has 13 exons. Gene Ontology annotation, biological process: peptidyl-arginine methylation. Gene Ontology annotation, molecular function: protein-arginine N-methyltransferase activity. Lineage: Eukaryota; Cryptophyceae; Pyrenomonadales; Geminigeraceae. The record is from RefSeq and is a predicted model, not a curated record.
UACUUCGACUCCUACUCUCACUUCGGCAUUCAUGAAGAGAUGCUCAAGGACAGCGUGCGAACUAAAGCUUACCAGGAUGCCAUCCGAGGAAACGCUCAUCUUAUCCGAGGCAAGGUUGUGCUUGACGUCGGUUGCGGCACAGAAGGAAUUCUUUCUAUGUUCGCUGCUCAAGCAGGAGCGAAACACGUGUAUGCUGUAGAUAGCAGCAAGAUGGCAGAAAAUGCAAAGCAGAUCAUCGAGGCCAACGGGUUUCAGGACGUGAUCACUGUGAUUCAAGGGAAAGUGGAAGAGAUCGACCUGCCGGUGGAAAAGGUCGACGUGAUCGUAUCAGAGUGGAUGGGCUACUGCUUGUUGUUUGAAGCCAUGUUUGACUCCAUCAUCUAUGCCAGAGAUCGCUGGUUGAGAGAUGGAGGGAUGCUCCUUCCUGACAAGGCCGAGUUGUACAUCGCUGCGAUUGAAGACGCCAAAUACAAGGAGGAUAAGAUUCACUUCUGGGAGAAUGUCUACGGUUUCAACAUGAGCCUCAUGAAACGCGUGGCUAUGUUCGAGCCUCUUGUGGAUACUGUUCAUCCCGAUCACAUCUGCACUUCCAUUCGCCCGCUGUGGAACGUGGACUUGCUGACAGCGCAGAAGUCGGACAUGCAGGUAGACGCGCCAUUCGAGCUUCAGGCGAUCAGAAACGACUACGUGCAUGCACUCCUCAUCUUCUUCGAAGUCGGCUUCACUCAGGGACACAAGCCCCUCUGGCUCUCCACAGGCCCUCAUCACAAGUCGACUCACUGGCAUCAAACGGUGCUCUACCUCAAUGAUGUCCUCACCAUUGCCAAGGAUGAGCUCAUCCAAGGGCACAUCAAGAUUUUUCCCAGCUCGACAAGCAAGCGGCAUCUGGACUUUUCUCUCAACUAUCAGUUCGAUGGGGAGGUGACUCUUAUCUCCUCUCAACUAGCUCCUGAAUUCAUUGACAGGCUGUCAAUGGAUUCGCCAACCAAACGCUCAACGCGUCGCAGUCAUAUCGGAUGA